CUCUUUCUCUGCAGCUCCUGGGUGCGUGUUGUGGCCGCGGCGAGGUUCCCGACGCAAUUUGGGUUCAUUUCGGCUAUCGCGAGCGUGUCAUUUCGCCAACCGGUGUCAUAGAAGACGCUCCGCCGCUGCGCCACCUCCAGGCUGUUCUCUCUUCCUUUCUGCCGCCUCUCGCUCGCUUUCGCUGUUCCCGACGCCCCUUUGUUGAGGAUGUCCGACGAAAAGGUAGUGUACCCCAAGAGCACGCUCGCGAGCAUGCUCUCGCCGACGAGCCCCGUCGUGGCGGAAGCCGUGUUCGGGAGCGCCCCCCGCCCGCGCCGACCGAGCACGCCCAGGUCUCCUCCCGCCAGCUUGUCUGCAGCGACCUCCUCCUAUGUCUCCACCCCCGUCAAGAAAGACAAGGGCCUGCCGCCUGUCCCGGCGUCAGCUCCCGCGAAGCCAAUGGCAAAGCCGUCGCGGAUCCGCGGGGCGAAGCGUCCUGACAGCCCCGACGUCGAGACGAUGAUAGCGCGCACGCCGCGCCCGCGCCGCAAGUCCUCCGCCACGUUCAACCCGCCGAUCCUGCGCUCGCGCUCAAACUCGUCCAUGGCGGUGCCGUCGAGCUGGAAGGGUUUGCCGCCGAAGGGGAAGGACAAGGACAAGGUGGCGGACGACAACGAGUCGGUUGCGUCGGACUAUGGAACGUUGUUGAAGGACGACGACAGCGAUAUGGAGAGGCAGCUGGAGGGCGACGGGAGUGAGUCGGACUCGAGCAUCGAUAUCCACACGCCAUUGCCGCAUCUCAUGUUCCGGGAUGGCCUACUUUCUCCGCGAUCGAAGCUACUUCCCGGCGGCAGUGCGCCCCUAUCCCUGUAUUCGGAAGACGGUGCAAACGUCAAAAGGGCGGACAGCGUGCUCAGCGUUGCGUCUACGGCGACGUCAACCAUGACCAAAUCUGGCGUAUAUCGCGACCCGCGCGACACCCAGCGGCGACGGAUCAGACACAAGGAUCAGACCCUACUUCGCGCCGGCAUGGGGCUGACCACUGGGCUGGGCUGGAGCGACAGCGAGGACGAAGAUGCACCAUCGAUGCUCACGCGCAAGCUCAUUUCAACGUCCAUUGCACGACAACCUCCGUCCACCUCUGUGUCGCGUGCGCCUUCGCAGCUCACCAAGUCGACGUCGGUGGGCAGCCUCUCCCAUGCGCCUCCCUCGUACUCACCUAUGCCUCGCACUGGUUCACGGGCGCUGUCUCGCUCGACUUCUGCGAGCUUCUCCAACGAACGACUAAGCAGUGUGGACACUGAGAGCGUCACCUCCGUCGAGGUCACCCCGAUCGGGAGAAGUCGCACCGAGUCGAACGCGUCCGCGAGCUCGAUGGUGUCCUCUGGUUCGCGCGACAGCAGUGGCCCUGCGCACUCUGUUGCGAGCUCGCAGGCGUCCCAGGGGCGCACCGCCGUACCACGCCCCCUCCGGCUGCCCCAGACCGCAGGCGUUCAGACCGCGGCAGCUGUGCGUUCCACCUCAGCCUCCGACUCGCACCCGCCCGUGUCGGGUGUGUCCAAGAUCGGCGGCCCACGUCCUCUUACUCGUACACGCACCCGCACGUUGUCCAACCCGGGCUCGCGCGCCCCAGUCAAUGGCUCGGUUCUUCCUCGUCCAACCGCGGCCAAGGCCGUGCCACGACGCUCGGUGUCCGCUGCGGUCAUGGCCCCCGUCCGCUCCCGGUCCAUAUCUACCAUCGGGAUGCUGGAGCGGAGCAGUGCUAUGAGCGACGAUACGAUCCUGGACUUCCCCCUGCCCCCGGCCGGCAACUCGACCCCAUCAGCGCGCGGCCUCGUACGACCAAGCCCGAGCCUGAAUACCCGGAUCGCGCACUCGGCGACCGCGUCCCCCGUCUCGCCGCCGUCCGCGACGAUGCGCGCGCUGAACACCGUUGGGACGGGCCCGCGCCCACCGCGCAUCGGCACGGGCAUGGUAUAUCGACACAGCGGGUACUCGAGCUUCUACGAGACGUCGAGGAUCUCCCGCGCCUCCGUCGCCUCCUCCGGCAAGGAAGUCGGGGUAGUCUGACCGCUCCCUCUGCCUCCGCCCUUUUAUUCCCGUCGCUAUUUGGCCUACGGCUUCAAAGCCAGCCCCGCCCACAAAACCCACGCUCGUUGUUCCGCUCACCGCUCUCCUAUCUUAGUCGCAGUCGUUAUAUUUAUUCAGCUAUCGCAUCCUGUUCAGUAUGGUAACUCGUUGGAAGGUUUCAUGUCGAUGCAUAUGUAGUAGAUACUCUGGUCGUAAACUCCGUCCGUCCCGUG
This is a messenger RNA of Trametes versicolor FP-101664 SS1, 2282 nucleotides long. RefSeq lists its product as uncharacterized. Bases 208 to 2049 code for a protein of 613 amino acids. The record is from RefSeq and is a predicted model, not a curated record. Lineage: Eukaryota; Fungi; Basidiomycota; Agaricomycetes; Polyporales; Polyporaceae. The transcript is spliced from 4 exons.